ACACAAUCAAAUUUAUUUAUAUUUAAGGAAGAGCGAUACUUUUUGUUUUUAGUCUAAUUUUGUGUAUCCAGGCGUCUGUUAAUCAAAAUGUUGAAAGUUUAUAUUUGUUUUUUUGCAUUUGUUCUUUGUUAUGUACAAUGUUUGCCAACUGAAGCAGUCAGUCAAUCAUCGGCUACUCAGCAAACUCUCCAUUUAAAUGUGAAAAAUUCGAGUGAAGCCACCAAUUAUCACCUCACCCCCAUAAUUGAUGAACUCGGAAACAUUGAUGAAGAAGUCAACGAGGAACUUGACGCUAUUUUACCGUACAUUAACUUUUUGUUUGACUUAUUCAGCCAGAGCAGUGAUAGCGAUGAAAAUGAUUGUGCGGAUUCUAUGGUAAUUCAAUUGGUUCCUGACACGCCAUUUGAGAAGAAAGAGGCGGAUAUACACAAUGCGACUGAAAAAAGCGAAACAAAGCCAAUAUAAUCUUUUUAUUUAUAUAAUAUAAUUUGAAAACCAUUAUGAAAAUUAGAAGUUAAUUUAAUUUUUUUUUCAAAUAUAAAAAUUACUAAACAAUAGAUUAUAUAAAUAUUUUUAUCUGUUAGUAUAUGUAUCUAAUAUUAACUAACACAUGUCUUUUUAUAAAUACAUAUAUUAUCUUGAACUACAGUUAUCCACACUUAUAAUGUUUGUUAAGGAUGACUUGUUCGUGAAUUAUUUACACAAAAUCGUAGAUAAAAUGAAGUUUGUAGAAAAUAUUGCCAUUUUUAAAUCAGAUUUUCUUUAAAAUACACGAUGAAAAAUUUUAAAGUGCUUAUAGUUUCAUUACUUCUAUUUG
Danaus plexippus (monarch butterfly) is the source of this 817-nucleotide messenger RNA. RefSeq lists its product as uncharacterized. The coding region runs from base 88 to 465 and encodes 125 amino acids. The transcript has 3 exons. NCBI's taxonomy places the organism in Eukaryota, Metazoa, Arthropoda, Insecta, Lepidoptera, Nymphalidae. The record is from RefSeq and is a predicted model, not a curated record.